Tripterygium wilfordii is the source of this 1363-nucleotide messenger RNA. RefSeq names its product purine permease 3-like. The record is from RefSeq and is a predicted model, not a curated record. NCBI's taxonomy places the organism in Eukaryota, Viridiplantae, Streptophyta, Magnoliopsida, Celastrales, Celastraceae. Bases 163 to 1212 code for a protein of 349 amino acids. Gene Ontology annotation, cellular component: membrane. Gene Ontology annotation, molecular function: purine nucleoside transmembrane transporter activity. The transcript is spliced from 2 exons.
AGCCUUAUUGCCGGCCCCAACUAAGCGGUGAAUGUGCAAAGACACUGACUUGCAACAUUAAAUAUAAAAUCUUACAGCUAUCAAUAACAACCCAUGAAUUCACAGGCAACAUAGCACAAACAGAUAGAGAAGAAACAAUCUGAUAACCAAAAAAAAAAAAAGAUGAAGAAUGCAUUACUAGUUCUAAAUUGCAUCCUAUUAUCAAUAGGAAACACUGCAGGUCCUAUAUUAAUCCGUCUCUACUUCAUCCAUGGCGGCAACCGUAUCUGGCUCCCAAGCUUUCUCCAAACAGCUGCUUUCCCUCUUACUCUGUUUCCACUCAUCAUAGUCUUCUUUCAGCGCCGCAAAACCCGGUCCUCCACUGGGUUUUUCCUCAUUAAACCUCGCUUAUUCAUCUGCGCCGCCGUCAUAGGCCUCGUAAUGGGGUUUGACAACUAUCUAUACUCGUAUGGGCUUGCGCAUCUACCGGUGUCCACGGCUUCUCUUAUAGUUGCAACCCAGUUGGUUUUCACAGCUGGGUUUGCUUUUCUGUUGGUGAAACAGAAAUUUACGGCGUAUUCGAUUAACGGUAUCGUUUUGUUGACUGUUGGAGCAGCUGUUUUGGCUCUGGGUGCCAGUAGUGAUCGGCCGGAAGGUGUGUCGAAGAGAGAAUACAUGUUGGGAUUUGUGUUAACGUUAUUGGCUGCCGGUUUGUAUGGGUUGCUGUUGCCGUUGAUCGAGCUGAGUUACAAGAAAUCUAAGCAGGAAAUCAAUUACACUCUUGCGUUGGAGUUCCAGAUGGUCAUGUGCUUGUUUGCGACUGUUCUGUGCACUGUUGGGAUGCUCAUUAACAACGAUUUCCAGGUGAUUCCAAGAGAAUCUGAAGAAUUUGAUCUAGGGAAAGCCAAGUAUUAUGUGGUGUUGGUGGCAGUGGCAAUCAUAUUGCAGCUUUUCUUCUUGGGACAAAUAGGAGUAAUCUUUGGUGCAUCUUCUCUGCUAUCUGCUAUCAUAAUAGCAGUUACUCUUCCAGUGACAGAGAUCCUAGCAGUCAUUUUCUUCCACGAGAAAUUUCAAGCAGCAAAGGGAGUUUCCCUUGCACUCUCUCUUUGGGGGUUUGUUUCAUACUUCUAUGGUGAGAUUAAACAAAACCAGAACAAGAACCAUACUGAUCCACAAACAGAGUUGUCUCUACCUGCAGUCAAUCCUCCAACUCCCUCAGCUGGAAAUGCUUGAAUGAAUGCUCUGCAAAUCUCAGACAAAGGAUUUGAGUUUAGGUUAGAAAAAAAAAACCUGAAAAUACCACUACCACCAUAUAUUCAAUGCUAGUAUCAACAGUACUGUAAGUUUGUUCAUGUACUCUAAGAAAAAACCAAAUUUGAUUUCA